This is a messenger RNA of Botrytis fragariae, 573 nucleotides long. RefSeq names its product putative lipase esterase protein. The coding region runs from base 1 to 573 and encodes 190 amino acids. Lineage: Eukaryota; Fungi; Ascomycota; Leotiomycetes; Helotiales; Sclerotiniaceae. The transcript has a single exon. The record is from RefSeq and is a predicted model, not a curated record.
AUGGAGACGAAUUCACCCCUCUCCAUAGCAAAACUUAUGCUCCCAAAGAUGCCUAUGAUAGGGAAAACCCUUGUUUCUCACACUCUAGGCAUGUCCCCCCAUUCCACCCACUGGGAUCUCAAAACCGAACUCACAGUCAACAUUCUCCGCUCUUUCCUGUACGCCGCCCCAUCCCCCAUUUCCAAAAUCCAAGCUGUGACACUACAGGAUUCUGGAAUCAAAGGCCGGAUCUGGAUAUCUAAAGUCACGCUGGCAAUCCCCUCUGAAGAUGAUGUUCGUCAGAAGUUAUUCAAAGUUAUAGAGGACAUGAAAGUCCCACUGAAUUCCGGACAAUCACCACAAGAUGGAGGAUUCCAAAAACCAGAUUUAUUCCCCGUAGAAGGCGAAUGGACCGGCCAUCGCGGCUAUGCGCCUAAAAAUGCCCCAAGACUUCGAAUUUCAGAAGCUCAACAAUACGUUGAGAUGAUGAAAGAAGUUACUUCUCCCGUGACAAUCCUCUAUAUGCACGGGGAGCACACUGGCUUCUUGAUCCCGCCAGCUAUCGCGGCCCAUGCAAGAAACUCGCCAAGAUAA